AUGGAUUCUGAAGAACAUAUACAAACUUUUCUGAAUUGCACCAAGCAGAUCCUGGGUAGAGAUCUGUCCUGGGAGAAUUUGAAUGUUUCACAGCUUCUGGACCUGCUACCGAAGCAAUUGCACGAAGAUAUGUCUUUGAAAGUUACUCUAAGCAACUGCAUGGGUAUGGGCAAAAGACCCUAUGUCCCACCAUGGUGGGGACAAUUGGCCUGGUUCGUUGUUUUUGCUGUUAUGCUUCUGCUAGCUGUUCUUGGUAACACGCUCGUGAUUUGGAUAGUACUGGCUCACCGGCGGAUGAGGACAGUCACAAACUGCUUCCUCGUGAACCUAGCAGUGGCUGAUCUCCUCAUGGCAACUUUGAAUGGAGCUCCGAACUUCGUGUUCCUUGUGACAGCGCAUUGGCCCUUCGGCGCAGUCACAUGUACAGCGAGCAACUUUACGGCGAACCUCACUGUUUCUGCUGGUGUAUUUACCCUCGUAGCCAUUACAGUAGACAGGUAUGUAGCGAUAGUGAAACCUCUACAACACAGACUAAGCCGCCGAGUCGCACGGGCAGCGCUGUUCACUGUUUGGUUUGCGAGUGCUCUCUUAGCUCUACCCAGCCUUCUCUACUCUGAUACUUAUAAGAAGAAGUACAUAAAUGGAGAACGCGAAAUUUGCUUCAUGAAAUGGCCGGAUGGAAGUUACCCGACUUCUAGAACAGAUUAUUGCUAUAAUCUGGUGUUCCUGGGGGUGACGUAUGUACUACCAAUGUCGGUCAUGGUGUGGGCCUACGCUAGAAUGAGUUCCGUCCUUCGUGGAAGAACAAUUGGGGAGUGUACUCAUCAUCAAAUGCAGGUCGUCAGAGCUAAGAAAAAGGUAGUCCGAAUGUUCGUGCUGGUAGUGAUGGUAUUUGCAUUAUGCUGGUUGCCGUACCACGCAUACUUCGUGCUGGUUUAUCACCAUCAGUCCCUCGCCUCCGCGCCAUUUGCACAGCACACGUACCUCGCCUUCUAUUGGUUGGCCAUGGCCAACUCGAUGUUCAAUCCCCUCAUUUAUUACUGGAUGAGUAAUAAGUUUCGGAUAUAUUUCCGACUAGUGCUUUGCUGGUGUCAAACCGUUAAAACUACAACACCAGACGACAUGAGAAAGCAACUGGAAUUGAACAAAUCUUUUUCUGGACAGUCUAACUUCACGUCGGCGCACUCUUUCAAGACGCGUAAACGCGGUCGAGAAAUAGCAGAAAGUAUCGAAUGUGAUGAUAAAUUAUAA
Leptosia nina is the source of this 1251-nucleotide messenger RNA. Lineage: Eukaryota; Metazoa; Arthropoda; Insecta; Lepidoptera; Pieridae. The record is from the annotation of a GenBank genome assembly.